AUGCCUGAGGCGCCAACAAAGCUCGUCCAGCCCGAGUCGUCCGAAGGACGUCUGCUACUCGUAUCAAAUCGCCUGCCCAUCACCAUCAAGCGCUCCGAUGAGGGCAAGUAUGACAUGUCCAUGUCCUCAGGUGGACUUGUCAGUGGAUUGAGCGGACUGUCCAAGACGACGACAUUCCAGUGGUAUGGCUGGCCGGGUCUGGAGGUGCCUGAAGACGAGGCCCAGAGCCUGAACGACCAACUCAAGGAGAAGUACAACGCGAUCAUGUGGCCGCUUUUCCACUACCACCCCGGUGAGAUCACUUUUGACGAAUCCGCUUGGGACGCUUAUACAGAAGCCAAUCGCCUGUUCGCAAAGGCGGUUGCGAAAGAUGUACAAGACAAUGACAUGGUUUGGGUACACGACUACCACCUGAUGCUCAUGCCAGCUAUGCUGCGUGAGGAGCUCGGCAACACCAAGAAGAAUGUCAAGAUUGGCUUCUUCCUGCACACACCCUUCCCCAGUUCCGAGAUUUACCGUAUCCUCCCUGUCCGUAACGAGAUUCUGCUGGGUGUACUCCACUGCGAUCUCAUCGGCUUCCACACAUAUGACUAUGCUCGCCACUUCCUGAGCAGUUGCUCGCGUAUUCUCGGCCUCGCCACAACACCCAACGGAGUUGAAUUCCAAACCAAGGUCGUCACCGUCGGCGCUUUUCCCAUUGGUAUCGACCCCGAGAAGUUCGAUGAGGGCCUCCAGAAGCCCAAGGUACAAGAGCGGAUAGCGGCGCUCGAGAAAAAGUUUCAGGGUGUCAAGCUCAUCGUCGGUGUGGACCGUCUUGACUACAUCAAGGGUGUUCCCCAGAAGCUACACGCUCUCGAGGUCUUCCUCACCGAACACCCCGAGUGGAUCGGCAAGGUUGUACUUGUCCAAGUCGCCGUUCCCUCCCGCCAAGAUGUCGAAGAAUAUCAAAACCUGCGCGCCGUGGUCAACGAGCUUGUCGGUCGCAUCAAUGGCAAAUUCGGCACCAUUGAAUUUAUGCCCAUCCAUUUCAUGCACAAGUCCGUUUCUUUCGACGAACUCAUUGCCCUCUACGCCGUUUCUGACGUCUGUCUCGUCUCAUCGACGCGUGACGGUAUGAACCUGGUGUCCUACGAGUACAUUGCUACCCAGGAGAAGCGACACGGUGUCAUGAUUUUGUCAGAAUUCACUGGCGCUGCACAGAGUCUCAACGGCAGUCUCAUCGUCAACCCCUGGAACACUGAGGAGUUGGCAGAUGCCAUCCACGACGCAGUCACAAUGGGCGACGAGCAAAGGAGCCUAAACUACCAGAAGCUCUCCAAAUACGUCAGGAAAUAUACAAGUGCCUGGUGGGGCGAGUCGUUUGUCACCGAGCUUAGAAGGAUCUCGGAGAUGCCAGACCGCAAAGUGCACUUUGCCAACGUCACCGUUGCGGGUGUUGAUGACUCAGCAAAGACAGAUGGAGAGAAGGCUUCUGAAGAACCCGCUUCCACUACUCAGGCCUAAACGAAACACGCUCAGUGUGCCAAUGCCACAAAGGCUACGACCUCAGGUCAUCACCCUUGUUUACGAUGAAUGAAAUGGCAUGUGGGGGAAACACGGCGUGACGGAAGGCAGUUCGAAUUGCAUAGUGAUGGAAGGUUCCUGUUUACUCAGUACCCCUCAGUUACUAGAUCCUUUACCUAGAUGCUAGAGUGAGAUGCCUCACUAGAGCAACGAGGAUAUACCCCUAUAGACGACAAUGAAGGUUCUUCUCCGAA
This is a messenger RNA of Pyrenophora tritici-repentis Pt-1C-BFP, 1757 nucleotides long. The record is from RefSeq and is a predicted model, not a curated record. NCBI's taxonomy places the organism in Eukaryota, Fungi, Ascomycota, Dothideomycetes, Pleosporales, Pleosporaceae.